This is a messenger RNA of Talaromyces amestolkiae, 723 nucleotides long. RefSeq lists its product as uncharacterized. Bases 1 to 723 code for a protein of 240 amino acids. Lineage: Eukaryota; Fungi; Ascomycota; Eurotiomycetes; Eurotiales; Trichocomaceae. The record is from RefSeq and is a predicted model, not a curated record. The transcript has a single exon.
AUGAACAAAUUCAUCAUCGAGGCAGAACAAGUCAAUAUCAAAAUGCCUCGUCCUGCCAACCCCAAACCGGGCUUCUCUUUGCUCCGCAUCCACAGCAGCCAAAAGCCACACAACAUCGCGAACCUCUCCACCAAAGCAAAAGCCGAACUGAUCAACUCCAUCGCCCAAGACAUAGAAGGUUGCAUCUGGGCCAUCGGUCAUUAUAGCAAGCUUGGUGUCUUAGACUCCACGCACACGCUCGGAUUUGAUCAAGUCAUCAAUGACAUCCAUAAUGACGAACGCCAUGAGAACAAGGAGGUGCUACAGCGAACACUUCGCAAAUUAGAGCGAUACAAGAAGCGGGCAAAAGCGCAAAAGAAACGAUGCAAAAGACUAGAGGCCAAAUUGCAAAAGGAGAGGGCAAAACACACCGAGGAGGGUUCCAAUGAUUCAGAUACGUCGACCAUCUACUCAGAAAUGGCUUCCAUGCAAACUACUUUUUCGACACGUGAUGGCAAGUCCAACGAGGCAUUUCGGUCAGCAAUCAAUGGGGGUGACGGCACGGGACAAGCACUGCAAGGCACUGCACCGAUUCAGUCUGUGGAGUCUCCCGAUGAACCCAUGACUUCUCCUCCCCCCGCAUUUCCAUCUCCUCCUCGAAGAAGUAUGGAGGUUGAUUAUGAGAAGACUGUACAUUUUCAGCUUCCCUACGAAGAACAGACUUGGCAAAGUAUUCUACCUUGA